AUGAGUCGUAUGCUUUUUCCACAAGAUUCCAGAUUCUUAAGGGAUUGGAGUGGUCAAACGAUUUCGAAAUUGGCUCUUGAUGAACUACAAGUCGGUUGUAUUGUACGUUGUGUGAUAGCAAAUGAGUUACCGGAUCAUGCAGCAUGGGAAGCACUUUAUUUUGAAAUAGUUAAAAUUAAAAAUGGUACAUUUUGGGGUAAAACAUUAGAUACAUAUCGAUUAGGAGAAGAUGCUAUUGGUUUACCGACGAAUAGAACAUUUACAUUUCGUAAAAAUCAUAUUAUCGAAAUACCUCUAAUGUGGCAAUCAUCGUUUAUUAGAAAAAAAUUAAGUAAAUAUCUUAUGUAA
Rotaria socialis is the source of this 348-nucleotide messenger RNA. The record is from the annotation of a GenBank genome assembly. Lineage: Eukaryota; Metazoa; Rotifera; Eurotatoria; Philodinida; Philodinidae.